CAGAAAAGACAAAAAACAGUUAUUGCACAAACUCUUUUUUCCCGGGAAACAUCGAGUGGAUAACAAGAAAAAAAAUAUACACUUGAACUUCAGUAGCCCAAAUAGAAAUCAAGAAAACACAUUUUCAAGAUUCUUGUCUCCAAAAUUCAAUCUUUAACGGAUAGAAAUCAUAAAUUUCUGACAAAGCUCAAAUCUUGGGAGUGUUGGUUUAAUUUCUUGAGUGAGGAGUUAUGACUUUCGGGUCUGAAUGGAAGUUCUCUCAAGUCUUUGGUGAACAAAAUCCCCAUGAGGAUGUUCAAGAUUGUGAUAUUUUAUCUGCAAUGGAGUUUGACAAGAAUGGUGAUUAUCUGGCUGUUGGAGAUCAAGCUGGACGUGUCAUGAUUUUUGAGCGGCAGGCUGGUAAAGAAGAUCUCUUUGAGUGCAGUUCUCGGAGUGACUCUGGUCAGUUCAACCUUCCACAAAAGCAGCAUCCUGAAUUUGAAUAUAAGACGGAAUUCCAGAGUCAUGAAUCUGAGUUUGAUUAUUUGAAGAGUGUGGAAAUUGAAGAGAAGAUUAAUAAAAUCAGAUGGUGUACGAAACUCGACAGAUCCUUAUUUCUUCUUACAGCAAACGACAGGACGAUAAAACUUUGGAAGCUGCUACUACGUUUCCACAUUUACUCAAGAAAUAGAGCAUGCGAAAUGGACUAUCCUUUAUAUAUCAAGGAACAGAAAGUAAAGAAAGUUAAACAAAUGGACAUCAAUUCAUCUGUGACUUCAGAGAAUUCUCUUUUAGCUGAUAGAAGUUACAUGAGUGGACAAAGUGAAUCAUCUCAUGUUAAUGGUUACAGUCUAGAAUGGACUAACAAAAUGAACGGCACAUCAUCAUCACAUCUUGCAGAUAUCACAAAUGUGGAUUAUACAAGAUCCCGAAGAGUGUAUGCAAAUGCUCAUGAUUUCAACAUUAAUUCCAUCUCAAACAAUAGCGAUGGUGAGACAUUCCUCUCUGGGGAUGACCUUAGGAUAAACGUAUGGAACCUUGAGGUUAGACAUCAGUGUUUCAAUAUCAUUGAUAUGAAGCCAAAAGAUAUGGAAGAUCUUACAGAGGUGAUUACAUCAGCAGAAUUCCAUCCAUUUCACUGCAAUUUGUUGGCUUAUAGUAGUUCGCGGGGAUUCAUACGUCUUGUGGACAUGAGGAUGUCUGCACUAUGUGAUCACAAUGUGAAAAUACUGCAAGAUGGGAGGAGCCAUGGCUCUAAAACAUUUUUCAGUGAGAUCAUUGCUUCUAUAUCUGACAUGAAGUAUGCAAUGGAUGGAAGGCAUAUUUUAAGUCGCGAUUACAUGACUCUGAAGCUAUGGGACACUCACAUGGAGUCUUCCCCAGUUGCAACAUAUAAGAUUCAUGAACACCUCCGCCCUAAGCUUCCUAAGUUGUACACAAAUGAUGCCAUCUUCGAUAAGUUCGAUUGCUGCCUGAACGGAAACGAACUUCAAUUCGCAACUGGAUCUUACAGCAAUCAUCUUCGUGUAUUUUCGUUUGGAACUGGGAAUGAAAAUGGCAUCACACUGGAAGUCAAAAAAGAAUCAAUUAGAAAACCAACCUCUCAAACUACUUCAAGGCCUCGAAGGUCAUCAUUGAGCAACUUGGCACGAGGAUUUUAUCGCCAAGGACAAGAUCUCAACUCAGAAAAUGAGAUAUCCUGUAACCUGAAGUCCAAGUUGCUCCAUAUGGCUUGGCAUCCAACGCACAAUCUGAUCGCUUGCUCCAGUGGAAGCAGCUUGUUCAUGUACCAUGCAUAAAGUGCUAUGAAGAGGACUCAGAGUCAUAACCUUCCUGUAAAAAAAUCAUAUUUUGUCCCUGUCAAUAUACCGUGUUUGUGAGGUUGGCUGGUCUAAUCUCACCGUUAACAGUCUGCCAUAGGAAGUUUUUAAAAAAAAUUAGCGAUUCCUUUUUAAAAAAUGGAAUUUAUUUUACAAGAUAGCAUACACAGAAGUUUGAUACUUGCAAGUUGCAUAAAUACAUUUUGUGCACAUCUGAAGAAGUAAAGGUGGCAAACAUUUUUGGUUGAUACUGUUACAGUGUUACUUUAUUAUUCAUUUCCUACUUUUCCCUGAAUGUGAUGGGUGCCAGA
Solanum tuberosum (potato) is the source of this 2110-nucleotide messenger RNA. Its product is annotated as serine/threonine protein phosphatase 2A 55 kDa regulatory subunit B beta isoform-like. Gene Ontology annotation, cellular component: protein phosphatase type 2A complex. The record is from RefSeq and is a predicted model, not a curated record. The transcript is spliced from 15 exons. Gene Ontology annotation, molecular function: protein phosphatase regulator activity; protein binding. NCBI's taxonomy places the organism in Eukaryota, Viridiplantae, Streptophyta, Magnoliopsida, Solanales, Solanaceae. Bases 231 to 1778 code for a protein of 515 amino acids.